UCAAUACACAUUGAUCUGUUCCAGAGUUAACAGUGAAAUUAAAUUCGCAAUUUCGAUCUUCUUUGUUACUAAAGAUAAAUUCAAAGAUGUUUAUUCACCUCUUUGCCCUAGCUCUUUUAGCUACAGCUCAAGCUCGUUACAUCGCUUUAGAUGAUUUAAAAAUACAACCUUACGUAAUUGACGUUGCCAACCUCGCACAAGAUGACUUCGAAGACGCGUUAUCGGAGCAGGCUUUUGAAUCUGUACAUCCGGGUUAUCUUAAUCGGGUCAGGCGUGAGCUCGGUAGCAUGAGCAGUUUGAGCACCAAUGCCGAUGGAAGUGUAAAUUUGAACUUGAAAGUUCCCAUCGUCCGGGGUGAGAGCAACGUGCUGAGUGCUGUAGGAUCAGCUUCUGGGAUACAGCAGUCUGAGAGUGGUUACAGAGCAGCUGGGGUGAAGCCUGGUCCAGGAUAUGCCGCUGCUGGUGGUGGUUUUGCGCUUGACAAUAUCAACGGGCACGGACUAAGUGUGACCGGUCAGCACAUUCCCGGUCUCGGGAACCAGGCGACGGCGGCGGGGCGGCUGUUGCUCGUCAACGCGCCCAACCACAAGCUGGGCGCCAACGCCUUCGUCACCCGGGCCAUGCCCAACAUCCACAACCUACCCAACUUCAACACUUAUGGCGGGAGUGUGGACUAUACUUUCAAGGACAAAAUCGGCGGUUCUCUAGGCAUGGCGCACACGGACCUGUUCAAGAAGACGGACUACUCGGCCAUGGGCCACCUGAACCUGUUCCGCGGCCCCUCCACCUCGCUGGACCUCAACGCCGGCUGGACCAAGUCCCAGUCGUCCAACCCCGCCUACAACAACAACUGGGCGCCGCAGGGCGGUCUGUCGUUUACGAAGUAUUUUUAAAUUGAUUUUUUAGGUUAGAACUACACCAUCCUCCAAAGAAUAGGGUAUAAAUGUGUAUUGAUAUUAUUAUUACUUACUGUGUAAUAUGAUAUUUACUUAUAAGAAUUUAAUAAAUAUAAUUAUGAACAAA
Leguminivora glycinivorella is the source of this 1023-nucleotide messenger RNA. Its product is annotated as attacin-like. The record is from RefSeq and is a predicted model, not a curated record. The coding region runs from base 87 to 893 and encodes 268 amino acids. Gene Ontology annotation, biological process: defense response to bacterium. Gene Ontology annotation, cellular component: extracellular region. Lineage: Eukaryota; Metazoa; Arthropoda; Insecta; Lepidoptera; Tortricidae. The transcript has 3 exons.